AGAAGUUUCUUUUUAAGCAUCGAAGAAGAAAAUAGAAUCGCUCUCUGUUUCUCCUCAUUCUUCCCUGAAAGCUCCAAUGGAGAUUAAGCACAAAGGUAAAAUACACCCAUCGCCGUCGUCCUCACCGCCGUCAUCUUCCUCCUCAGUCUUCAAGCUUCUUCCCACCGCCAUUUUGGCCCUAGUUUCACUCCUCUCUCUCGACGACCGCGAAGUCCUGGCUUACAUGAUCGCCAGGUCCAUCCAAUCCUCCGCAUUCACUUCCACUCGCGUUUCUAGGAAGAAAUCCACUAGAAAAGCUUCAAUCAAUGGCGGAAACGGUAAUGUUACUACUACUACUACUACUACUACUUAUCACAAAACUCCUAUGUUUAGUUGCGAUUGCUUCUACUGCUACACUGCCUACUGGUGCCGCUGGGACUCCUCUCCUAAUCGCGAACUAAUCCACCAAGCGAUCGAGGCGUUUGAAGAUCACUUGACGAACGGCGAGAAGCCGAAGAAGAACAAUGGCAGAGGCAAGAGAAGAGAUAGAAUCGGCCGCCAAGAAACUGGUAAGACUCUGCCUGUUAUUCAAUGUCCGCCGCCGGUUGCCGAUGAGUGCGUCGACGUUCCGUUAUUGACGGAGCGUGGACCCACGGUGGAAGCGGAAGGAAGUCCGGUGAAGGAAGUCGAAGAGAGCGGUCCGGUGGAGGAGGUAGGCGGCGGCGGGGACCAUGAGAAGGGUUUGGGGACGAAGGUACUGCCGGACGUGUUGGGGUUUUUAAAUUCGCGUUUGUGGAGUCUGUGGAGUCCGAAUCUUUAAAUUAUUCUUAUUGAAUUUCAAAAUUUUCCGCGUCCCAAAAAUUAUUAUAAUUAAAC
Messenger RNA from Benincasa hispida (wax gourd), 855 nucleotides. RefSeq lists its product as uncharacterized. The record is from RefSeq and is a predicted model, not a curated record. Lineage: Eukaryota; Viridiplantae; Streptophyta; Magnoliopsida; Cucurbitales; Cucurbitaceae.